This is a messenger RNA of Amphiprion ocellaris (clown anemonefish), 2705 nucleotides long. Its product is annotated as nuclear factor 7, ovary-like. The transcript is spliced from 2 exons. Bases 1 to 1524 code for a protein of 507 amino acids. Gene Ontology annotation, molecular function: zinc ion binding. NCBI's taxonomy places the organism in Eukaryota, Metazoa, Chordata, Actinopteri, Pomacentridae. The record is from RefSeq and is a predicted model, not a curated record.
AUGGCGUAUGUUCAGUGUUCCGAAGAUCUGACCUGCUCUGUUUGUCUGAGCAUCUUCACGGAUCCAGUGACUCUGCCCUGUGGACACUCUUUCUGCAGACAGUGUGUCAUAGAAGUCCACAGCUGUCCACAGUGUCGGGAAGCUCUUUCAACAGAAGCCAAGUGUCUCCCGACCAGCGUUGUUCUGAAAAACCUCGCUGAGAAGGUCAGAGAAGCGGAGAAGAUGAAGGAAGAGGGUGGGAGUGAGAAAGCAGAGUUUCAUGACUUGUGCCCUGAACAUGAGGAAAAGCUGAAGUUAUUCUGCGUCACAGAGCAGCAGUUGGCUUGCAUCAUAUGCAGAGAUGGGGAGAGGCAUGAAGGACACAAGUUUAAACCAAUCAAAGAGGCAGCUACAUCGCUGAGGAAGGACUUGGAGACGUCUGUGCAAGAUGUGUUAGAUGAUAUCCAUGCUAUAGAAAGCCUGGCCAACACACAGAGGGAAGAAAUAACAAAAACCAAAGAGAAGUCUGAGCAGCUGAAGACCCAAAUCAGAAGACAGUUUGAGGAGAUGCACCAGUUCCUGCAGAGGAGAGAAGAUGAGAUAAAGAAUGAGCUGAAACACAAAGAGGAAGAUGGUAUAGAGAAGAUGAGUCACAGCUUAAAGGCCAUAGAAACAGCUUUGUCUGAGAGGAAAGAGAUGGAAUUAAAAACAGCCUCUAUUUUGGAGAUCUCAGACUCAGAGAAGUUUUUAAAGAGCUGGACUGAAGGCAAAAGUAUGAUGACCACAGAAGAUUUGUUCAAGCCCAGAGCGAAAGAGCUUCAAUUGGUGAACACUUCUCUCUCUUUGGGCCCUUAUGAAAGUCACCUGCAGUUCUUCAUGUGGAAGGAGAUGCUUCAGGUGAUCCAGCCCAGAGCAGAGCAGCUCUCACUCAGAAGCAACAGUACAGUUUUAUCUGUGUCUGAUGAUGGUCGGAGUUUGUUUUCUGCUCCCCAAAGCAACCAAGCGGAUUUAUUUUCUAAAUUUGGACAAUCAGCUUUUGAUGUCCUGACAGGACUCAACACCACACCUUCCCCUGUUGUCUUAGGUUCAUCAUCAUAUCAAGCCAAACCUCGUGAUAUGGGUUUAUUUGCCGCCCCCCCCAAAUUCGCUGGGCAGAGUGAGAACAUUUCCUCCUUGCCUUCCUCUCGCACAAACUAUGCAUCCAGUGUCACUGAGUUUACUUCAGGGCAGCAUUACUGGGAGGUAGAGGUUGGAAGCAGAGACUACUGGGAGCUGGGGCUAAAAGAUAAUAGCCUGAGGUAUGAUGGGAAAAAAUAUUACGCCUUUCAUCAAACUGUGGGUCUACCACUAGUAUUUGAAGGCAGACCUCGAAAGAUUGGAGUUUACCUAAACUGUUCAUCCAAGAAACUCUCCUUCUAUGAUGCAGACAACAUGAAACAUAUCCACACUGUGAGCCCUGAUCUCACAUCCAUGCCAGUGUCAGCGUAUUUUAACAUCAGACACAAAGAACCAGAUCGUAACCCCAUUACAGUGUGCUGGUACUGAACAGAGCAAUGAUCCAGCCAGAAAUCCUUGGCAGGUAAAUGAAAGAUGUUGUAUUUGGGAACGUUGUGUUUCACAAGUUAAUAUUUUUGAUCUAAUUUCCACAGAACACUGAAUACUUGCAGCUGAACACUGCUGGUAAAAAUAGAAUUGAUCUAAAAUGUAACAUAUUCAUUUAAUGACUAUUUCCUGAUUACCAUUUGGAUCUUUAACUUAUAGCUGUUCAAAGUCAUGAAGAAUCCAACUGAAGAAUGUUAGUUAAUCUUUUGAGUAACACUGGUGCCAGAUUAUGUACUUCUGACCUAAUACAUACAUUUUUUUGAUAGUUUUUUCUUCUUUUAAUGAGUGAGUAACUCGGAUUUAUUACUACUACUCCAUUCUCCUUUACUACCAAAUUGGAUUGUUGUCAACAUCUUGUAAUUUACUGCAAAAUACCAGCCAAGUUUUAGGUCAUAACAAGAACUUUUCCAGCAGCAAAUACAGGACUCCUAAAAACAUUAUAUUUUCUGUUGUUGGGUGAUAAAAUAUCCAAAAAUCUUGCAAAUACAAUCACAUUACUGGGUUUAUUUAAAAACAAACAAAAAAACAAGUAAUGUGGUUUACUAAAUCUAAGACAACAUGGGGGAUGCUCCAUAUAGGCCUUUACUAAGCUGAAAGUUCAGAACUAUGGAACCAGAGGAGCCGAACUGAGGAACUAGACAGAGAAGUUGCUAGAAAGAGUAAAUAAAAAAUCUUGCUGUGCUUUUUUUUUUUUUUUUUUUUAAUGCACUGUAAAGCUGUGUUUGAGGUCUGUUAGUGAUUAUUGUUUUAUUUCAUUUUAUUUUGGACCAGUAUUGUUAGUCUCUUGUAAGUUUGGUUGAUCACUGUACACAUGGUGAGGGGACUGGGUGUUUACUGUAAUGUUGCAGUGUAUAAAAUAAUAAAAAACUCAAUUUACACUACAGAAUAGAAGUGCACACAGGUGGUAGCUUACUAAUUAGAAAUCAUUUUAUAAAGCUGUUCAUGUGGUAAAUUUAUUAAGAAAGAACUGUUUGCAGACAUGUCUUAACGAUUCAGUCACUUGUAUAUUCAGUUAUAAAAUAAAUCCUGCUAACACGUGGUAGCAGCGUUAAGAAUGCAAUUUUGUGUUUUUUGCCUCUUUUUGUUGAAAGGUAAAAUGUCAGUGUUGCCCAUUAAAACACUCU